This is a messenger RNA of Kockovaella imperatae, 2924 nucleotides long. Its product is annotated as cystathionine beta-lyase. The transcript has 7 exons. The record is from RefSeq and is a predicted model, not a curated record. NCBI's taxonomy places the organism in Eukaryota, Fungi, Basidiomycota, Tremellomycetes, Tremellales, Cuniculitremaceae. Gene Ontology annotation, cellular component: cytoplasm. Gene Ontology annotation, molecular function: pyridoxal phosphate binding; ATP binding; mevalonate kinase activity. The coding region runs from base 78 to 2852 and encodes 924 amino acids. Gene Ontology annotation, biological process: 'de novo' L-methionine biosynthetic process; isoprenoid biosynthetic process; transsulfuration.
CUCUCGACUCAUUCGCAAUCCCACUUCAUCUACCUAUCUACCUUGUGGAUGUGAAUUCUGUGGAAUACAACGAUAGCAUGACUACCCCUCCAACACCUUCUGACUCGGCUUCUCUGGCCACAUCCAUCUUCUCACUACCUCAAAAGGGACGGACCGAAGCUGAACAGCGACUUGCACGGUCCGCCAAUUGGAGGUUUUCAACAUUAUGCGCUGCGGUAGAUACCAAAGAUCAAUAUGGUGCUAGCUCGACCCCAAUCUACCAGACUGCGACGUUCAAGGGCAUGGAUGGACAGUAUGAUUAUACUAGAUCAGGGAACCCGACUCGUGGAGGAUUAGAAUCUCAUCUGGCCAGGCUGUACGGUGCGACUCAAACGUUUGCAUUGUCAACGGGGAUGACCUGCUUGGAUAUGAUCUUGAGACUGGUCAAGCCUGGUGAAACGAUCUUGGCUGGAGAUGACCUGUAUGGUGGCACCAACCGACUCUUGACGUAUCUCGGUACGCAUGGAGGCAUCGACGUGAGGCACGUCGAUACAACCCGAGUGGAAGAGCUCCUUCCUCACCUUGGUCCGGGAAACAAAGUCAAAGCCGUCCUUCUGGAAUCCCCUACCAAUCCACUGCUCAAAAUUGCAGACAUUCGAAAUAUUUCCAAAGCGGUCAAGGCUGGUUCCCCCGCUGCACUAGUCAUCGUUGACAACACCAUGAUGUCUCCUUACCUUCAACGACCCCUCGAACUCGGGGCGGAUAUCGUGUAUGAUUCCGCUACGAAAUACCUGUCAGGUCAUCAUGAUCUCAUGGCUGGAAUUAUCGCAGUUGCCGACCCGGACAUUGCCAAAUCCAUUGCGUAUCUUAUCAAUUCUGUCGGGUCAGGUCUGGCGCCAUUCGACAGUUUCCUCCUUCUUCGAGGCAUCAAGACAAUGUCCAUCCGAAUGGACAGACAAUUAUUGACAGCUCAAUUGGUCGCUACUUACUUGGACGAGCUGGGCUUCUUGACUCAUUAUCCGGGCCUGAAGCGUCAUCCAAAGUAUGACAUUCACUGGAGCCAAGCCAGUGGAGCAGGGGCAGUGUUGAGUUUCGUCACGGGUGACAAGGCAAUGAGCGAGAGGAUCGUCGGUGGCACCAGGUUAUGGGGCAUCAGUGUGUCGUUUGGAGCUGUCAACAGUCUCAUUUCGAUGCCUUGUCUCAUGUCGCAUGCCUCCAUCUCAGCCGCCGUCAGAGCUGAGCGCGGAUUGCCGGAGAACCUCAUCCGUCUGUGUUGCGGUAUCGAAGAUCCACGAGACCUAAUCGAUGAUUUGGAACACGCCCUGCUCGCUGCUGGUGCCAUUGUUCCGGAUCACUCAUAUGAAGCCGUCUCCAGACAUGCCUCGGAAGAAAUUUACAAUCAUGACCCCGAUGCCUGGAUUCUGGAGCGUGCAAGAGCCUACACUCGACCCAAAGGGACUGAUAUGGAGAAGCUUGUCAAGGGAGUUCAGGCAGGCCUUGGGUUGGGAGAUGUGGAGAGGAAAACCAUCAAGAGCGAUAUCGUUGUCUCUGCCCCGGGCAAGGUCAUCUUGUUCGGAGAGCAUGCAGUGGUCCAUGGCGUGUCUGCCGUAGCUACCUCUGUCGAUCUGAGAUGCUUCGGAGUUCUGUCACCACGUUCGGAUUCCAAGGUCGCACUUGAAGUUCCAGACCUGAACGUAGAAGCAGAAUGGGAUAUAUCUGCUCUUCCUUGGAACCUCUUGCCAGUCCAUAUCGAUGGAUCCCGUCGAGUCGCGGAUAAAGAACUUGAUCCGCCCCUCCUCGCCGCCAUCGAAUCCCUGAUCACAUCCAAUGACGUAGCGAAUCCUGCCAUCGGUUCCCAACUCGCUUUCUUGUACCUCUACAUGGUGAUCUCUGCCAAAGAGUCCAAUGCUCCAUCCGGCACUUUCACCGCCUCUUCCAAUUUGCCUAUCGGUGCUGGAUUGGGCUCAUCAGCAGCUUAUUCGACGUGCAUUGCAUCCGCCUUGCUCCUGGCGCACAAUCACAUUGACAAUCCUGCCUUGGGCGAGUCUUUCUCGUCUUCUGGUCCUGGGAUAUCCCCUGGUGAUACGGAUCUGAUCGAUGGUUGGGCAUUCUUGUCUGAAAAAGUCUUGCAUGGAAAUCCAAGUGGGAUAGACAAUGCCGUAUCGGUCAGAGGGGGUGCUGUGAGUUUUACCCGCUCAGUCGGAGGCAGGAAAGGUGGAUUAGAAACUCUGAAUGGUUUCUCUUCGGUCAGAUUACUCUUGACAGACACACACGUGCCUCGCGACACUAAAUCACUCGUUGCUGGGGUUGCUGCGAAACGAUUAGCAGAGCCGGCCUUGGUGGACUCGACAUUCGACUCGAUUCAAUCCAUCAGUGACGAAGCGAGGGGUUUGCUGGGUGGACAAUCUCACGUCGGCAGGGACAGACUAGUCCAUCGCCUCUCGGCCAUGAUCACGGAAAAUCAUCAACACCUUGUGACGCUUGGCGUCUCUCAUCCCAGUCUUGAAAUGAUCGUCUCAGCGACAUCUGCCGAGCCUUUCAACCUCUCAACCAAAUUGACAGGUGCAGGAGGUGGAGGAUGCGCAGUGACGUUGAUUCCGGACGACUUUCCCGAUACCGAACUUGAUUCUCUCCUGUCGACUCUUCGAAACAUGGGAUUCACUCCCCAUCUCACCUCGCUCGGUGUCCCUGGUCUCGGCAUUCUCUCUUCGUCCGGUUCCUCCGCUUCUCCGAGCCAAUCAACAGAUGUGUUGCCGACGGACGAGGGGAACAACGAUGGAAUGGUGGUGCCUAAACGAGCGGCGCUAAGAGAAGCUGGCCGAGACGGAUUGGCAUCGUGGGCAAGGGGCCUGGGUCCCUGGAGCUAUACCUAGGCGUGUGAGGUGUAAGAACUGGAGGCUAGAUGCUUGUAUGACUUUUUCUCAUGUAAUAUGUGUAUGACGAAA